AUGGUUUUACUGCACUUUUACCACGAACUAAACUGGAACAUCAUGAACUCUUCUAUUCUUCAGUUCUCUAUUGCACUAGAAAGGAUGAUAGAGUUGUCUACUGCUUCUCAAACAGUUUGGAAGUUUUCGGAAGUCUACAUACCUCAAGAAAACUCGAUUGCAGUUUCUUAUUACAUCGUAGACGCGCUACCCAUUUCAGAUUUUUCAUUAAAGUGUAUAACUCACCUGUACCGCAUUGGUUUGACACUCCAUCAAUUGGAUAGGUACAGUUGCAUUUAAAGGCGCAGUAUUCGGUUAUGGAAUAGUCUACAACGCAGGUCCCUGGCGCAGUACUCUGACCCACACGACAUUUUCUCUUCGCUGUGGCCGAAUCGCAUGGGUUCACUUCAAAUUCGCAAUGGUCUCCGCUGUCACAUCCAGGACAGAUGCACAGUACACUACCAGUGUUCGGGUUGA
Molecule: messenger RNA, 456 nt
Organism: Haemonchus placei
Lineage: Eukaryota; Metazoa; Nematoda; Chromadorea; Rhabditida; Trichostrongylidae
Source: the annotation of a GenBank genome assembly